Camellia sinensis is the source of this 2600-nucleotide messenger RNA. NCBI's taxonomy places the organism in Eukaryota, Viridiplantae, Streptophyta, Magnoliopsida, Ericales, Theaceae. The record is from RefSeq and is a predicted model, not a curated record.
ACUCCUAAUAUAUAUGUAUAUUUAUAUGUGGCCCUUGCCACACCUAUAGGGACACUCUCUCUCUCUCUCAACUAUUUUCUUAUAUCAAACAGAUGCUUCUUGAUACAAGUACAUGGUGAAGGCAAAACUUGGUCUGAGCUGAAGAUUCAAAAGACAUUAUAAUCUCUUUGAUCUUCCAAACAAAAGCUCAAAUUACGAUCGGUCCUUUUUUGAAAGAUGGUUGCCUUUGGUAAAAAGCUGAAGGAAACACAAAUUCAAGAAUGGCAGAGAUACUACAUUAACUAUAAGCUACUGAAGAAGAAAGUAAACCAAUAUGCUCGACAAAUUGAGGUUGGAGAUCAAGAUCACUAUUAUAUACUAAAGGACUUCUCGAAAAUGCUGGAUAAACAGAUUGAAAAGAUUGUCUUGUUCUUGUGGGAGCAACAAGGGCAACUCGCAAGAAGGUUAUCCAAUCUUGGGGAACAACAUGCAGAUGUCUCAAACAUAUCUGAAUUACAAGAAGCGUAUAGAGAGGUUGGAUGGGAUCUUUUGAGGCUUCUCUUUUUCGUAGAAAUGAAUGCCAUUGGUCUCCGUAAGAUAUUGAAGAAAUUCGACAAACGCUUUGGAUAUAGGUUCACUAAUUACUAUGUCAAAACUCGUGCAAAUCAUCCUUAUUCUCAACUGAGACAAGUGCUCAGGCACGUGGGUAUUGAGGCUGUUGUAGGAACCAUAUCUCGCAAUCUGGCUGAUCUUCAAGAUCAUCAAGGGAGCUGCGUAUCAAUCUAUGAUCGGCCUACUCAUCCUCUACCAGACCCUGUCAUUGAUUCUAUAAAAGCAGCAGUUGACCGUCUAACAAACUCGACAAAUUUCCUCGAAUAUCUGGGAAAGCAUGCACUUAUCGUGCAAGAGGAGUUACCAACUCCAACCAAGGAUCAUGUUCUUGAUGAGAGAUAUCAUUUUAUGUCGCUUCUUUUGAACUUAGUCAGCACUUUUUUGUAUAUGGUCAACACAUACAUUAUUGUCCCAACGGCAGACGACUACUCCAUAAGCCUUGGAGCUGCUGCAACCGUUUGCGGUGUUGUGAUUGGGGCAAUGGCAGUUGCACAGGUGUUUUCUUCAAUAUACUUCAGUGCGUGGUCAAAUAAAUCGUACUUCAGACCUCUUGUAUUUAGCAGUAUUGUUCUUCUUGUGGGGAACACCUUAUAUGCCUUGGCUUAUGAUCUUGACUCCAUAUAUGUUCUUCUAAUUGGCCGCCUAUGUUGUGGGUUGGGUUCUGCCAGAGCUGUUAACAGGCGUUAUAUCAGCGAUUGUGUACCUCUUAAAAUGCGAAUGCAGGCUUCUGCAGGUUUUGUUAGUGCCAGUGCCCUUGGAAUGGCAUGUGGUCCUGCUCUCGCUUGCGUACUCCAAACUCAAUUUAAGCUCUUCAAUAUUACAUUUAACGAAAACACUUUGCCCGGAUGGGUUAUGGCUCUGGCAUGGCUCAUCUACCUACUGUGGUUGUGGAUUUCAUUCAGAGAGCCAUCUUCUUAUGAGGAUGAAGAUAGUGUUGUAUCACAGGAUGCGAAAGCUGAACUACUAGAAAAUGGUGAACUAGAGGACGCCCAACCAUUGAUUUUAAGCUUGGAAGAGAAGCAAUAUGAUGAAGAAGAAGAAGAAGAAGAAGAAGAAGAAUGUGAUAUUAGUGAAGAAGCUCCGGAGGAGGCUAAAAAACCAGUCACCUCAAUUGUAUCAGCAUACAAGUUGCUUACACCAUCUGUAAAGGUUCAGCUAUUUGUGUAUUUUAUGCUCAAGUAUGCCAUGGAGAUUGUACUUGCAGAAUCAAGUGUCAUCACUACGUAUUACUUUGUUUGGUCAACCACCAAUGUGGCUAGUUUUCUUGCCUGUCUUGGGGUGACAGUUCUUCCUAUAAACAUUUUCGUUGGUAGCUAUAUUAGCAACGUGUUUGAGGAAAGACAAAUAUUACUGGCAUCAGAAAUUCUGAUCUGUUUAGGGAUAAUUCUAAGCUUCCACAUAAUAGCACCUUACUCUGUGCCUCAAUACAUCUGCUCAGCUCUUAUCACAUUUGUAUCUGCUGAAGUUCUCGAAGGUGUGAACCUAUCACUCCUAUCUCGGGUCAUGCCAUCACGGCUUUCUCGUGGGACGUACAAUGGUGGGCUGCUUUCAACAGAAGCCGGGACCCUGGCUCGAGUAAUUGCAGAUGGGACGAUAACAUUGGCUGGGUAUUGGGGUAUGAGUAGGCUCUUAAAUGUCACCCUUUUGCCGUCUCUCAUAAUCUGUAUCUCUUCCAUCGUAGCCACCUGUCUUAGCUACAAUUCUCUCUAUUGAUUAGCAUAUCAACGGUGUACAUGGAGCAAACGAGCUUCUUCAUAAAUCUGUUAGGAUGUUUUGGGAAGAUGGUUAAAAGUUGACUUUUUAACUUUUUUACUUUUUUUUUGAUUUUUUUUUUUUGUGAGAGAAGAAGUGAGUUAAAAACUGGGAAGCAGCUUUUAACCCACUUCCCAAAAUAGGUCGUUAUAUAAGCUAAAGUUAAAUGCAGUGAAAUGCUUGUAUUGUGUCCUUGUACAUUUCUUUGUGGAGUUUGACAAUGUGAAUUUUAUAUGCCAUUUGGCACUAAUGUGUUU